Plasmopara halstedii is the source of this 171-nucleotide messenger RNA. RefSeq lists its product as uncharacterized. The transcript has 2 exons. NCBI's taxonomy places the organism in Eukaryota, Oomycota, Peronosporomycetes, Peronosporales, Peronosporaceae. The coding region runs from base 1 to 171 and encodes 56 amino acids. The record is from RefSeq and is a predicted model, not a curated record.
AUGCGGCGAUUUCGGCAUUCAGGAUUGCGGGACCAUAAACCUGCUCAAUUUGCGUACAUCAAUUGCGAUACAAGCUACUUUUUUCCACAUCCUUAUCAGUGUGUAGAAGCCCCCAAAAAGGCUGAGAAAGAAAUGAUAAAAAUUCCCGUCUUUGCCACCUCCUGGAGCUAA